AUGCGCUAUGAGAGACUUCAAACAGUAGGGAAAAAAGCAGUUGAGCAGGUACUUCUGAGGUCAAUUAGCAAAGAGCAGAUUGAAACUUGUUACUUAGAUAUUGCGCAAUCUCCAAUAGGUUUGAAAAGCUUGGAAACAGGGUUGGCACAACUACUGAAGUAUUUGUACGAAGAAACUAUAGCUGAGUUUGAUCAAAUCUAUGAAGAGAAUGAUUUACGCAGCAAGCUAAAUGAGCUUGAUGAAAUCACUCAAUUGGCAGAACAAAGGCGUGAAGCUAAUUCAGCAGCAACAUCCAACACCAAUACAACAUCAAGCACAAACACAAACACAAACGCCAAGGGAUCGGUAAAGACAGACUCUGCCUUGCAGCCGGUACAUUUGGACAAAUUGGCCCCAUCUGAAAUAAUUGAUUCGGUUGUGGUGACCAAUAAAGAAGACAUACUUAAUGGGCUAGAGACAAUUUACGACAAGCUUGCAACAGAUAACGAUACUUUAGCUGAAACGUUAAGUAGACUUCGAGACAAUGCAUCACUAAUAAAUUACGAAAUACAAGAAAUACUAGUGCCAAUCCAAAACCAAGCCAAUCUUAUCAAGGCAGAGCCCGUGGAUAUUGACAAAAUCAUUCGAAUAUCGGAAAGCAUGCAAAAUGAGAUGAAUACUACAAAAUAA
Molecule: messenger RNA, 669 nt
Organism: Lodderomyces elongisporus
Lineage: Eukaryota; Fungi; Ascomycota; Pichiomycetes; Serinales; Debaryomycetaceae
Product: MIND complex subunit
Exons: 1
Coding region: 1-669 (222 amino acids)
Biological process (GO): chromosome segregation
Cellular component (GO): MIS12/MIND type complex
Source: RefSeq, a predicted model, not a curated record